GGAGUCGAGUGUGAGCCGAGAGGGGGGAUUAAAAAGGAGACCGGGGGGCACAAGCUCGAAGCAACGGGCAACACCAAGUCAUGGAGGGCGAUGUGCGUGUUCGUGCAGUGGUCAUGACACGAGAUGACGUCGGGUGGGUGCAACUCGGAGGUGGUGGCCUUAGUCAUGUGGUCAUCUGUAAAGGGCGGAGUCCUGAUGGUCGGGGGCGGAGAGAGUACAUCAUACACGGAGAGCGGCUGCGCGAUCGAGCACCCGUGCUGGAGUGUCCUGUGCAGAAGGGCCUGGUGUACAACAAGGUGAACCCCAUUUUCCAUCACUGGCGGGUGGAGGACAGGAAGUUUGGUCUGACUUUCCAGAGUCCUGCUGAAGCCAGCUCCUUUGAGAAAGGCCUUCAAAGUGUCCUUGACAAACUGGAGAGAGGGGUAGAAUUAUUUGAGAUGAUGACGGUCAAGCAUCUGUGUCAGUCUCAUACAGGCAGUGAUUCGUCUGCUAAUAGUAAGCAGGAGAUGCUGCCCAAGCCCAUCACCAUAGUGACUAGCAAGUCGUCCUCUUCAUGCUUUGUGCGAUCUGCCACAGAGGACUUUGGCUAUGGAUCAGGGCAUGCUGUUACCACACAGACGACCCCUGCUCAGAUCCACACACGGCCAGUGGUGCUGCAGCAGCAUGUGUGCCAGGUGACGGCGUCGGUGCUGAACCCCCCAUCCCCACCGCCCCCUCCGCCCGCCCCGCCCACCCCUCCCCUGGCACCUCCCCCCUCCUCCCCGAUCUCCCCCACCAUCUCUCUCCUGGAGGAGGGCGACCCCUGCAAGCACCUGUUUAGGGACUACGGGGACUACCGUCACGGGAACACGGUGGGAGGCAUCACGGGGGGCGUGGUGGUGGGCACGGGGGCGGAGAAGGAGGUGUGCGUGGUGCGCUUCGAGAAGGAGCUGGCCGGCGUGGGCACGGCCGGCUGCGAGGUCACCAUCUCCCUGGACCCAAAGGGCUCCGGCCGCCACCUGUCCUCGCCCACCUGCACAGCCAUGCCCAACGCCAUGUCAGGGACAUCUCCGACGGGGGGCUCGCCCCAGGAGACGGGCAAGGGCUCGCCCUCGCCGUGCUGCAUCCACACCUCGCUGGCCACGCCCCGCUCUCGGACUCGCAGGAGAGGCGGCGGCGGGGGUGGCGGCGGCGGCAGCGUGGCGGGCGGGGGAGACGCCAUCUCGCCCGACGAGGACAGCCCGUGCCCCGAGGGCCUGUCGUCGUGCUCGUCGCGCUGCGUCUACUGCCGCUCGGUGUUCAUCACCGCCGACAACGGGCGGGGCCGCUGCCGGGACGCGCCCGACCCCGCGCUGCACUGCCUGCGCCAGUGGACGUGCGUGUGGUGCGCCGAGAGCCUGCUCUACCACUGCAUGUCGGACUCGGAGGGCGAGUUCUGGGAGCCGUGCUCGUGCGAGGACUCGCCGGGCGGCCGGCCGCACCCGCUGUGCUGCGCCCGCUGGCUGGCGCUGCUGGCGCUCUCGCUCUUCGUGCCCUGCAUGUGCUGCUACCUCCCGCUCCGCGCCUGCCUGCGCUGCGGCGAGAGGUGCGGCUGCUGCGGCGGCAAGCACAAGGCGGUGCGGUGA
Sardina pilchardus (European sardine) is the source of this 1604-nucleotide messenger RNA. It is a transcript of the gene spred3, whose product is annotated as sprouty related EVH1 domain containing 3. Gene Ontology annotation, biological process: negative regulation of MAPK cascade; multicellular organism development. Gene Ontology annotation, molecular function: protein kinase binding. The coding region runs from base 81 to 1604 and encodes 507 amino acids. Lineage: Eukaryota; Metazoa; Chordata; Actinopteri; Clupeiformes; Clupeidae. The record is from RefSeq and is a predicted model, not a curated record. Gene Ontology annotation, cellular component: membrane. The transcript has 7 exons.